GUCGUCGAUAGCUCCACGAGACAACUCGGACUAUAUUUGCAGUGAACUUGUGAAAACCUUCUGUGUUAAUACAAACACGUUCAUAUGAUUUUUUCUUUCAAUCCUUGAUGGUCUACCCUCCUUUCCCUCGUGAGUCCAUUCGAAUCUAACAUCAACCAUCAGAGUUAGGCUUUGCAAUUGGGAACUUCGAGAUGGAGAUGAACCCGCGAAACGGGUUACCCAUGAGCCUGGCUCCUGCGGCGCCCGACGUUCGAAAAAAGAAUGAGUUCUCAGGAGCAUGGUCCGUUUUCCCCUUCAGAACAUGGCGGUCAAUACCGUCCUUUUCCACGGUCUUGAUGAAUGUGACCAUUUCUGCCGGUACCAUGGCUGUCUCGGCAGGUUGUCUCGUGAUCUCAGUCCUUGUGCUUCUCCCGGUUGGUCUAGUCAAGAGUGCCGGAGAUGCGGUCCUAUCGGUGACGAGGCCAUGGAGGAGAAAUGCAGACACCAGAGGCGGACAAAGGCGUUGCGUGGUCAUCCUCGGGGCCAGUUCUGGAAUCGGCGUGGCAUUGGCAUUGGAGUAUGCUGCCCCCAACACGCACCUCGUGCUCAUUGCACGGAAUCCAACCCGCCUCAACUGGGUCGCCGAGCAGGUCGAGGCAAGGGGCGCAACCGCCGCGGUGCACUCGCUGGAUCUGUUUGAACCAGCCAACAUCGCCAAGCUCUACCGACUGCUGGAUCAAGUCGACGCCGAGGCAGGCGGCAUCGACGUCGCCAUCUCAUGCGCCGGCGUGACCGGCCACCGCAGCGACGUCCUCGGGCCCGGUCUGGCUUACGUCCCUCCGCCCCCCGAGGUUACCACAGAUGAUGACUUCAUCUCACCGACAACAUCGGCCGACAGUGCCACAGCCAACAAACACAGUCACCCAGAAACCGCCUUUGACUCGUCCCUCUGGGGCGCCACCACCGCCUCGCGUCUCCUCCAAGUAAACGUCGCAGCCGCCCAAGCCUUUAUCCUCCACACCUGGGAGCUAAUGAAAGCGCGACAACUGGCUUCCUCCAGUGGCCCAGAAUCAGGUUCAACCCACGACGACACCACCACCCUCAGUCACAAGAAACCCACAAUCAUCGUCCUCUCCUCCUCCACCGCCUUCUUCACUCCCUCCACCUUCGCCCUCUACGCAUCCUCCAAAUCCUACCUCUACACCCUCGUUCGUAGUUUGCAACACAUUUCCUCCCCGCUCGGCAUCUCCGUCCUGCCCGUCACGCCGGGAUUCAUGGACACGGGUAUGACCGAGACCAUGAUCCGCGCCGGGGCGACUGUGCCACGGGCCGUGCUGGGUGAUCCGCGGAAGUUGGCUCAGAAGGUCAGGAGGGUUACUGAUGGCGAGGGAGGGAGCAGCGGGGCACAUGGGGGAGCGGAGGGGGGCGUGGUGUUUUAUCCCUCUGUGCAGGUUGUUGUCCUCUGGGCUUUGAGGGCGGUGAAUCCGGUGUUAGAAACAACAGCGAUGUGGGCGGCGACUGCGAUGGGGGUUGCGUCCUGGUUUUGGAGUUAGGGAGUCUCAUCAAGGCGUAACCUGAAGCGAGGGUUGUGAUGGCGUUGGCAAGGUCAUGGGGUGGUACUCGUCGAAACUCCUCAAGGGGGGGGCUAGUCGGAUUGGCGAUUUAGGAGCCCCGACGAGUAGGGCACCAUGAGGAGAGUUGGAAAAAUUCGAUGAUGAUGGGUUGAGUUGCUUCUCUUUCAGGCAUUUUGAGUUUCGAGCAGGGUUUCCUCUUGUGCUAGUGCGCGGCUCAAUGUCGAUAACACUGACUGUAGCUAAUAUGUCAUAAUAUGAUACUGCGCGUUGGGGAGAUGAAGAUGAGGAAUUGA
Parathielavia appendiculata is the source of this 1846-nucleotide messenger RNA. RefSeq names its product NAD(P)-binding protein. The record is from RefSeq and is a predicted model, not a curated record. Gene Ontology annotation, cellular component: membrane. NCBI's taxonomy places the organism in Eukaryota, Fungi, Ascomycota, Sordariomycetes, Sordariales, Chaetomiaceae. The transcript is spliced from 2 exons. The coding region runs from base 363 to 1532 and encodes 389 amino acids. Gene Ontology annotation, molecular function: oxidoreductase activity.